Talaromyces rugulosus is the source of this 1233-nucleotide messenger RNA. RefSeq lists its product as uncharacterized. Gene Ontology annotation, cellular component: peroxisomal membrane. The transcript is spliced from 3 exons. The record is from RefSeq and is a predicted model, not a curated record. Gene Ontology annotation, biological process: peroxisome fission. NCBI's taxonomy places the organism in Eukaryota, Fungi, Ascomycota, Eurotiomycetes, Eurotiales, Trichocomaceae. The coding region runs from base 1 to 1233 and encodes 410 amino acids.
AUGACCUACCAGUCACUACCUCCUGAGAACAAUCCGCCGCCGGGCUUUCAAAGGCGUCCACGCAUACGGAGAGGCGUUGCAAGAGAGCCGCGAGCCCACAUCUCGCCGAUACCAGAAGACUCGGCGUCUACGGCGUUUCCCUUAACUAUUCAAGGUCCCGGGCAGAGAAUCGUUCGUCCCCUCCCUCCGAUUCCAGCUGGGGCUGGCCAGCCGGCGCAAGCUCGGGGCCCGCUUUGUGCCCGAAUUGCUUCAAACUCGACAUGCGCAAAAAUGGCAGACGACAAAGAGAAGUCUGUUCCACCAGGACAAGACUUGAACGCGUCCGAUGAGCUCGCUCCACAGACGCCAGGAGCAGCGGGGAAGAUCGGCUCUUACAAGACGGCUAUCGACGUCUUGUCCAAGACCGAUGAGACGGUCCUGAGGCUAAAGAAAUUUUUGUCCACCCCGUCUGGCGUUGAUUCGGCGCUGUCGACAAUCGGCUAUAGCUCGCACAUCCUCCACCACGUUCUGAACUCGUCUCCUUUGACUGCUGUGCAAACUCGGAUAAAGUUCUUUCUCCUCCAAAGACUGGGCGGGAAACUUACUGCGCCCAAACCACCUGUCCCUUCAUAUGCGCGUCCGGCGCCGCUGUUGGCCCUCUCGAGCCUGAUCUCGGAAACCCGCUACACGCUCCGUCUCUUUGAGCUUGUCACAAUCUGGGCAUGGGGCUCUUCGGUUUAUAAAUCACCGCCAAAGGAUCGUACGCUAAAGGCAAUUGCCUACGUGGAGGUUUUGUCUAUUUUGGUAUACCAAGCGCUGGAAAAUGGUUCAUACCUGGCUUCCAAGGGAAUAGCAUGGCAGACACUGGUGAAACGAACAGGAGGAACCGCAAAAUGGAGUCUCUGGAGCGUCCGCGCUUGGUUCAUCUACAUCCUGCUUCAGUUUGUGCGACUAUACCAGGAUUCGGUUCUAUUCAGCCGGCAAGAAGAAGAGAGAAAGAAACAACGCAACGAGCAGGUCUCGGCUGGCGAAAAAGCUGUUUCCGAGUCGGAGCAAGAAGAAAACGAAACCCGGCGAUUGGCAAUUCGCGCUUGGAGGAAGAAGCUGAUUAACAACCUGGCCUGGGGUACGCUCUGCACGCACUGGAGCGUUGAGGGGGGAGUCGGGGUGCCAGUGUAUCUCAAUGGGUUCAUCAGUCUGCUGGCAGGAAUCUGGGGAACUUAUGACUCGUGGCAGGCUACUGCGUUGGCAUAG